AUGGGUGCCGCAUGUGCACUGCAGCAAGGCGCCGAAGCGGGCCUUUAUCGUGAGCAGCGUUUGCAUCUUACUGCCGAACAACUGCAGCAAAUUGGACAGCAAGACGCUUCGCAAUGGGGCCAACAUAUUAAAGCAGAAUUGCGGAGAAUCGCGUGGGUAUAUUUAAGAAACUGCCCAUCCGAAAAAGUAGACCAGUACUGCGCUGCAAAAUUGUUGGGGUCCAGUUGCGAAAGAGCCACCUGCUUACGGUGUGGAGUGAAAAAAGCCAAUAUUAUUACUUACAACAAAAAUCAUUGCUUAUUAGAAAGUAUUAAACAAAAUAUAAUUUCCAACCGUCCACGUAUUGAACUCUGCAGAUCAUUUGGUUGUGAUCCGACAAGUGGUCAGGAGCCAUCAUCCAACAAUUUGGUCACUUUUACCACACAACCAAUCUGUACAGAUUUAGAAGUACCUACGCCACCCGAUUCCGAGAUCACUGCUGAGUGGAACCCUGAAGCAAAUCACUUUGGGGACAACGAAUGGUCUACAAUAGAAAUGAUAAUCAGAGAUAUAGAGGACAAUGCACCAGCUCCUAUUGCAACUACAACUGCCCAUCGUUUUUCCGAUAACCAAUUGGUUCCCUCCACAGUGCAACUUGCGGAUAAAGCAGUCUUAGAAGGACAGAUGGUGCCCGACACGAAUCUUUUUGAAUUUGAUAACGGAACAAACAAAGACCCAAAUACUGACAACAUUGAAUAUUAUGUAGUAGAAGAAAAUACCAUUGAUAUAGACCAUAAUGAAUCUUUUUCCUUCACCUCACAACCACUUGAUCGACCAUGCUUGGAACAGAUUGUACCUCACUCUGAUGUCUUUAAUGAAUUUGACACUUCCACCUCUGAAGAUCAAAAUGUUUCGUUCUUUGUUAUCACAGAUCACUCCUACACACGAACUUGCAUAAGAGAUAAUAAAGAAUCCUAUCAUGUGGCACCUACAACAAAUGGUGAUUGUGUGCCAGCAUCCAGCAGGCGAUCAAUCCCCUUUGCAGUACAACCACUGUAUGAAAUGAGCUUAGAAGCGCCUAUUGAACUUGAUUCCGAGACAUUUGAAAUAUUAGACGUGGAUACUUUUCAAGAUGUGGCCAUUGAAAACGAACAAUAUGUUAAGGAAGAGAUGAAGUUUAUGUAAGCAGAUGGUUUGCCUACGAAGCUUUCAGCUUUCUGGAAGACAGGGAUUUGCCGAGAAAGAGACUUGCCACGGAGGCGGAUGAUGUACAAGAUGGCGUCUAUCCAGUAGACUCGCCUGUCGGGCAAAUUGAUCAAGAAGCAACACAGAGGGAAGAAGAGACACAGCCACCUUCUACGGUCAAAUCUGAUAAGCGAGUGAAGGGGAAACGAGAUGAUAUCAGUUCUCCAAUGAUGAAUAGUGCGUUUCAGAUAUUGGCAGCUGCCUCAAAAAAGUUGGACAUGAAACCGUGUCCUGCAAAUGAAAUUGAUUCAUUUUUCACAUAUGUCGCUACGAAAGUUAACAAAUACCCUUCUGAACUACAACAGGUGGUUCAGCACUCCAUUUUUGAAGUACUUAUGCAUGCAGAUAGAGGUUUGCUUUGUUCGCCUACUCCAGCUUAUCCGUAUCCUACUAAUUGGCAAAACUCUGUAGGAACUGCACCAAUUGCCACCGCCCACAUGUAUUCACAGCCUACACCCCAUUCUCAACCUCCUUCCCUUAUGCAUUCCCAAGCUACUCCCCAUAUGCAUUCUCAACAUAGCCAUCCUGUGUAUUCACAGUCACAGCAGGAAAUACCUCCUGCUGCUACACCUUCAACAUCUGGUCAGUCUUUAUCUGUGCCCUCAUCACAACCGUCUCCUGAUUUAUCAACGACGUCAGAGAACUUUGAAGAUUUUCUGUAAUGUACCUUUACUUAUGUGUUUCCUAACUUUCUAAUUACAUUUUAUUUGUAAUUAAACUUAAAAUUUGACCAAAAGAAAUUCCUUGUAUGUGAAUGAGUUAUUAAAUAUGUUACCUUAAUAUAACCCUGCAAUUCCGUCACAAG
Photinus pyralis (common eastern firefly) is the source of this 2029-nucleotide messenger RNA. RefSeq lists its product as uncharacterized. Lineage: Eukaryota; Metazoa; Arthropoda; Insecta; Coleoptera; Lampyridae. The transcript has 10 exons. The record is from RefSeq and is a predicted model, not a curated record. Bases 1 to 1164 code for a protein of 387 amino acids.